Rhea pennata is the source of this 5055-nucleotide messenger RNA. RefSeq names its product ankyrin repeat domain 31 (gene ANKRD31). Gene Ontology annotation, molecular function: protein binding. The record is from RefSeq and is a predicted model, not a curated record. NCBI's taxonomy places the organism in Eukaryota, Metazoa, Chordata, Aves, Rheiformes, Rheidae.
AUGGGGGAGCGGGGUGGCGGUUGGGACAGCGAUAGCGACGAGACAGUCGUGGAGGGCUCGGUGACAGAGAGCGAUGUGGAGGGAGAGGAGCUCCACAGCAGGAGGUUAUCUUUUGUUAGUAAGGAUGUGUCUUUAACAACUACAGUAAGAACUGAUGAAGGAACCCCUUCUCCAGAGAUCUGUUUUAUCCAUAAAGUUCACGAUCAUCCUUACGCUUUGAAGGAAGAAAAACAGAUAAAUCUAAUACCUCAGGAGAUGAAUACAUCUGACCAAUCUCAGUCUCUACUGCAGGGCUGGAUAAACUGUCCUUCACUUUCUGAAAAUAUUUCAGAGCCUGUUUUUUCACUAAAUGCUGCAGUGGAGGGACAGCAAAAUAAUUCUCUAGAUUUAAAUAUCAAAGUGGUUGGAUAUCUGAAAGAUUCAGAGGAUAAGAAAUUAAGUGAUGAAGAUCUCUCUCCAGAAACAAGCCUGUGUCUAGAUGCAUUUCUGGAGAAGCUAAUAAUGGUUCCAAAAGAUCAGACGCUGCAAUUUCCACGUGUUUUGGAAGAUUGCCAGAGAACGAGCAUGACUGUUAUUGACACAGAUAACACAGUAAAAGAACUUUCCCUUACAGAUACAGAUCCCUCAUUGACAUCCUUAGGGAAGAUUUUAAUGGAAUUAUUCUCUGAACAGAGAAUAGUGAUGGGUGAAUUUGAAAUCAGUGGUUUGUUGAAACCUCUCAGUGAUUCAGAGUCUAGAAUGAUAAACCCAUUACGUGACAUGUUAGAGUGUCAGGGUCAUGCAUUAUCCAUUGAUACAUUAGCGGAUGAGAAUAGUGAUGCCCUGCCAAUUGAGCUUGUGACAGCUCUGAACUCCCUGUCAAGAUGUGUAGUACAGCCUAUCACUCCUGGAUUGCCAAACAAGUGGCAGCUUAGCACUGAGGAAGAGCAGUUAAAUUCAGAACCCAGUAUUCCUCAGCUAGAUGAUGACUGUUCACAACUAACAAAUACAUUUGAGCCUCAGCUUCCUAUAGUUCAGGUGGAAGAAAUAAAAGCCAUAACAGGAUCUAAUUUGUAAAGGACAACAAGUGAGCAACUUGUGGGUGAUCAGCAGAGAGAGAAAGAAGUAGUUUCAGAUCAAUGGAAUGCCAACUCUCAUGAAAAGCCCACUGAGGAGAGAAGUUCACAUUCAGUGGAGACUGACUUGUGUGCAGGAACUACCAAAGCAACAUCAAGGAGAGCAAAGCAGUUAAGAGAGUCUUCUUCAAGAAAGUGUAGAGAUAGUGUUUCCGGUUGUGACCAAAUACUACAAGAAACUCAGCAGAGAAUAUCUCACAAUGGCAAUACAAUAAGAAACAAAGCUAAGGAUUUUGAAAAAAUUCAGAAGUCUACUUCUAAAGAAAAGCAGGAUCUAGAAACCAACAUAUGUCAAGGGAUGGUAACUCUCAAUGGGAAUGGAAAAGCUGAACAGACAAGGAGAAGCGAAAGAAUCAAAAAGAAAAUUAGACAAGAAGCCUCUAUUAGGAGUUCUGUAAAUCCUGUCUUCCCCAUUUCACUUUCAAGAAUCAAUAGAAAGAAUAUUUUUGGUGAGACCUUACUGCAUAAAGCUGUUGCUAAUGAAGAUAUAGACCUUGUAUGUAAUAUAAUAAAAGCUGGUGCAAAUGUAAAUGUUCAGGAUUAUGCUGGCUGGACAGCUCUACAUGAAGCAAGUGUGGAAGGCUUUUAUAGCAUAGCAAAUGAGCUUUUGAAAGCAGGAGCUGAUGUUAAUGCUAGAGGAAGUGAACAAAUAACACCAUUACAUGAUGCAGUUAAAGAAGGUCAUUAUAAGUUGGCAGAGUUAUUACUUUGGUAUGGAGCUGAUCCUUUAUUAAAAGAUGAGAUGGGGAGGUGCGCAAUAGAAGAAGCGUCUGACCAAUCUAUGAAGAAACUACUUAAAAGCUAUAUAGCAAAAUCCAGAAGAGAUUCAGAAGAGAUAUCAGCUGGAGAAGAUGCAGAGAAUAUGUUAAGUGCUCAAAGCUUAGAUGAUACAAACCUGCACCAGAUUUCUUUACAGAUAAAUGAGUCAGAAUCAGCAUGUGCAAAUGCUACUGAUUCAGACAGCAGAGAUAUAUUGCAACAGACUAUUACAAACGAGGUGCAAAAUAUUUAUACAAAUACAUCUGAAGAGGGAACCAAUUGUACUGAACAAGCACUUCAAACAAAUACAGAAACACUGUUACCACAUGAAGUUUUAGCAGCUACCAAUGGAGAAAGUGUUUCCAAAAGUCCCCUAAAACGUAGCAGUGGGGUGCUAAGCUCUGUUGAAGGUAAAGCUCAACCACCAGAGGAGGGAAGGAGAGUCCUGCUUAAUGCAGAAGAAAAUGCUAAAAGAUUUCUCACUGAGACAGCUGAAAAUGCUAGCAAUUCAGAGAUCAGGUCUACAGCUUUACAACUCCACGAAAAGGAAGCACUUCAGAGAAAGAGACAGAAUCUUCAGGAGACCAACCAAAAAACAGAUUUGCAUUUCAGUAUUAAUGCAGACAAGAAAUCUCUUUAUUAUUCUCAGAUAAUGCAAAAUACAGAGCAGGAAACCUCACAGAAAACAGAUGAAGGGAUGUUUGCUGAAAUAACUGGAACAGAAGGCACUGAAAAAAACAAAGAAGAAAGAAAUGCAAAGAGUGAUGUGCUCUCACAGUUUACUGAAACAGAAGCAAUCCAAACUAAGAGAGUAAAAUUAGACCCUCAGAAGACAAGCCAAAAGACAGAUUUGUGUUCCAGUAGCAGUAAAAGCAAGCUUUCAUUGAGUCAAUCACAAUUCAGUCAAGGAUCAAAACAGCAAACAUCUAAGAAAUCAGUUUUUAUUGUUCCUAAUGACAAUCCAAUAUGUUUAGAAACAUCCAAAAAAGAAGCUGCAGUUUUACAUGUCGCCUAUAAUACAAGAGCUUGGAUGAAGAAGAGAAAUGCAAAAGGAGAAAAUCAGCUGCAUAUUGCUGCUAAGAGAGGAGAUUUGUCUUUGGUGAAAACUCUGAUAUCAUCUGGAAUUUGUGUCAAUGAGAAGGACAACGCAGGCUGGACAGCAAUUCAUGAAGCUUCCAAUAGGGGAUUUACUGAAGUGAUCUUAGAGUUGCUGAAAGCUGGUGCUAAUAUUAACAGCAGAAGCCUGGAUGGUACUUUGCCAAUACAUGAUGCUGUUUCUGGCAACUAUUUGGAGGCAGUGAGAAUUCUACUACAGCAUGGAGCAAAUCCCCAUGAGAGGGAUGAUUCUGGCGAAAGUGCUUUGGAUAAAACUUGUGAUGAUGAAAUGAAAGAAUUGCUUAAGUCUUAUGGUGCUAUUGACUCUGGACUUUCUGUUAAAACUACUGGGGUUACAGAGAGGAAAUAUAAUCAACCUACUAGGUCAAGAAAAUCCAAACUUGUUUGUUAUGACUGCUGUAAAAAUGAUGAUGCAGCUUUGGUGCCACAACAUGAAAAUUACAGUGAAUCUGUUGCUGUCAUACAAGAUACAGUACAGAGGCAAAAAGAACUGUUGCUCCUUGAAUUGAGAACUUCCAAAGAUGCAGAUGCAUAUAUCCAAAAGCUGUCUCAGAUACAAGAUACUUUGAAUGAAAUGCUUGCAAAACAGAAAACUGAAAGGGAUGCCCUUGCUAAAAAAUACAGGGCUUCAGUGGAAUCUUUUAAAAAAGGAGCACUGAGGGAAAAAUUAGUUAAGCUUGCUUCUAGACAAAAGAGUCUGUUGACUGUAGCCCAGAACCAGAAGGAAUUAGUCCAGAAAAUACAAAAUUACAGAAAAGAAAAGCAAGUGUAUGCAACACAUGCAAAGAAACAAAUCUCAAACACAGUUAUUUGCUAUGGAAAUGGUAAAGGACAAGAUUUAACUGCUGAUAAAAUCAUGUGUCCUGAUGUAGUUACAUUUAGCACAGGGCCUAGUGCCAGCAUGCCUAAUGGAAACAGAGUAGAAGCACAUCUCUCUCUAGAAAAUAGAUUUUCAGCUCAGGAAUGCAGCCAACAUCCAAACAGCCGCUUGGAUAAGACAGGAGCAAAUAAAGAAGCAAUUAGAAGCAAAGAGUAUUCUGAUCAUGCUUUGGCAUCUGAAAACAGGAUAAGAGAAUAUCCUUUCAAUAACAUGUUAAAGUUGACAAAUGCUGUAGAAGUGGUAACAUUGCCUUCAGAACCUACAGUUUCCAUUACUGAAACAAAAUGCUUACAGCAAAAAGACAUUGAUUGUGUAGCGAUUGCAGAGCAAGGAAUCAAGUCUCUAAAUCCCACUUCAGUGACCAACACAUUAAAUAUUUCAGAAGCCCGAAGUGCUGUCAUCAGUAACAAUGUCUGUCAGCCGACCAGUGGUUGUGAGCAGGUUCUUACUGCUGAGGAUCUACACAGAUAUGUAAAUAAGAAAGACACUUUCCAGCAGCAGCAAGUGAUUGCAUCAACAUCCACAGAGAAUUUUCGUAAUGCUCCACAACAAAUGAUCAUUCAGAGUAGUGUUGAAACAUUUAAUGCCAACUCAGUGCUUACAAGUCUGGUCUCAAAUACAGAUUGUCCAAUAAACCUCAACCAGAAAUCUUCUUCCCAGAGCUGUAAUAGUCAGGAUUAUGAACGAAAACAAUUGAAGUACAGACGAAAUAAUAGGAAAAAACUUCAGUUGAUAGAUCUACUUCAAUUGGGAAGGAUUAAGCCAGGAGAAAAUGUUUUAGAAUUCAAACUUCAGGAAUUCAGUCAUAAAGCCACACUCUUGGAGAAUGGCAAGAUUAAAACCAGUAACAGAAGAAUACUUCAGAAUCCAGUUCAGUGGGUUAAAGAACUACUAGGAAGUGAUAUUUCAGUGACCUGGAAGUAUGUAUGGAAUAAGGUUACAUAUCUUGGGAUACAGUUGUCAAAAUUUCUUGUUGAAGAAGUGUCUAUUUCUAAUGACCUGGAAUUACCAUCACAACAAAGAGAGCCUGUGGGCUCUUCUGUCCAGUUCAACUCAUUAGAAAAUACGAUACAAUUUCUUCUAUUCAAUGAGAUAGUAAUAGUGCAUAAAGAUGAGUUUCUACCAUGUCAUAUAAUGGAAAAACAUUGGAAUUUCUACAAAGAAUGUGAAGAUUUUGGAUUUUAA